Messenger RNA from Aspergillus udagawae, 648 nucleotides. RefSeq names its product DNA replication protein PSF1. The record is from RefSeq and is a predicted model, not a curated record. Gene Ontology annotation, biological process: DNA replication; DNA strand elongation involved in mitotic DNA replication. Bases 1 to 648 code for a protein of 215 amino acids. Lineage: Eukaryota; Fungi; Ascomycota; Eurotiomycetes; Eurotiales; Aspergillaceae. The transcript has 3 exons. Gene Ontology annotation, cellular component: GINS complex.
AUGUACGGCGAACUGGGAAACAAACUGGUCCAACACGCCAAACGCACCCAAUCCCUCGUCCACCUCCCCCCCUACCAGACCGAACUAGUGCGCACCGUCGCCCGCGAAGUCCGCGAUCUCGACCGCGAUGUCGCCCGUCUCCUCGAACCCUUCGGCGGCAGCUUCAACCCCUCCGCAGACCCGGCAACCGCCUGCGCCCUGCUAGUCGACCACAUCUGCACGCGCCGCAACAAGCGCUGUCUCCUUGCGUAUCAUCGCGUGCGCACGGAGAAGCUCGAGGAGCUCUGCUGGAAUGGGGUUGAUGUGCUGGAGCAGGAGCAGCCGAAUGCAGAGGAAGGGGCGGCGGCACAUGGGGUGGUGAGUUCGCAGGCGGGGAACCAUAGCUCGUUGAGUCCCGAGGAGGAGGAGUAUUUCCGGCAGUAUAGUGAUAUGCUGGCGGCGUAUAAGGGGCAGUGGACGGACAUUGAUUUGACGGGAAGUUUGGAGCCACCGAGGGAUCUGUUUAUUGAUGUGCGGGUUUUGAAGGAUGCAGGGGAGAUUCAGACGGAGUAUGGGGUUAUCAAUUUGACAAAAAACAGUCAACUCUACGUUCGACAGGGCGAUGUGGAACGGCUGAUCGCGCAAGGGUUCCUGGAGCGACUGAGUUGA